Eruca vesicaria subsp. sativa (arugula) is the source of this 930-nucleotide messenger RNA. Lineage: Eukaryota; Viridiplantae; Streptophyta; Magnoliopsida; Brassicales; Brassicaceae. The record is from the annotation of a GenBank genome assembly.
AUGGCGUCGUUGGUGCUAACGAUAGCAUCUCCGCUGUUGAGUAGUCGGCCUAGGGAAGCCUUGAAGAAGACGAAGAUGAUGUUUACCGAGCGCUCAGUAAAAAUCAGAAGAAGAUGCUCGGGGAAAGAAGAAGUGCUUCUAGAAGGAAUGCCACCGGAGUAUUAUGAUGAUGAAUGGCAAGCUCGGCAGAGGGAGAAGACGAAAGAAUUGCGGCGGAUGCAGCGGGAGGAAGAAGAAGAAGAAGAGAGAAAGAUUGAAGAGUACCGUGAAAUCGGCUUGAGGUUGAAGGAAUUUCCUGAGCAAGACUUGAGGAAAGCUAGAAAGCUCGUCUCCAGCUUCAUCACUGCUGCUGAGGAAGUCGAAGAGAGAAUUGAAGAAGCUGCUGAGAAAGGAGAACUGGACGAGCUUGUCCUCAUGAUCAUAUGGAACCGCCUUGACCUUGCUCGCCGUGAUGACGAGAAGGACGCUAUCAGAAGUCUUGAUCUCUUGUAUAGAAGAGUCGAGACAGAGAUCUUGAAGCGGCAAGCAAGUCCUGCGAUGAAACUCCUGAAUGAUCUUCUAAACAUGCAUGAUGGCUUUGGAGACGAUGCUUGGCUCAAAGAUUGCAGAAAACGAAUGGCUGACACAUUCCCACGGGAAGACCCCUUCAGCAUUCUAAUGCCACCCGGUUUCGACAUUGAUAUGCAUCAAGGACCCUUACGGUCGCCCAUUGAGAUAGACGACACCCUUCUGAGAGUAGACUUUGUUAGAGAAGUGGAUGCAUUGCUGCAUGAAGUGAGAUUAAUAGAGGGAGACGAGGAGGAAUCUGGUAAGAAAGGAGAGCUGCUGGACCCUGAAGCGAUAGCACGUAAGUUGAAGCAGCAAGAGAAGAAGCGAACUAUCCGUCAUGUUGAAGCCCUUCUUGAUUUGGCCCUCAACUUGAAGUGGUAG